CACGUUAACUUCGCUAAGGAAUAACUUACAUAAAUUGUAGUACAUAUAAGAGUAAUUGAGGUUUGCGAGGAAGCCUCAUCAGCUUGCCUUCUCGUCGUUUAGUGGAAUCCUUGAGAUGGCCCUCUCGAGUCCCCAAGGGCUCCGCCAACGAAAGUUUCCUGACGAGGUGUUGGGAAAUUCAGCAGCCCAAGAUGUGUACGGGCAGCCAGAGAAGACACCUGAAGCACGGGAGGAAGUGGUUUGGGGACAAACGCCAGGCGGCGAAGUCUUUCGGGUACCAACUACGCACGAUGUGCUAACCGGGCUUUUCCAUCCACGCUACCCAAAGAGUCACCUGGAUAUCCUCAAUCUGUCAUUGCUCGGAUUACAGCUAGUUCUGUUCUACGCAUUGCCACGUCCUGUAGCCAAGGUUUUCUUUCUUUUCUAUUUUGCAUUCUGGAGGGCAGCCUAUGAUGCUGGGUUGGGUUGGGUCCUCACUAAACAGAGUAAGAGAAAGUGGAUGGUUCGCGAAAUCCAACGCCUUGGAUGGCUCGAUGAGAAGCGUAACCCGGCAGCUAGAAAUUGGAUUCGUGCCCAGUUACAGGGGAAAAUGGGCAAGGACUAUUCAUUUGAUGAGCUUCCAUUGGAAUACAACACCUGGCUAUUGUUUAGACAGUUUGUAGACACAAUUCUUCUCAAUGACUUCUUAGCAUACUGUAUGUUUGCCUUUGCGUGCUUCAGGGUUCCUGAAGGGCUCUCUUUUCCCGUCCACGCCAUGAGAUGGAUCGGUGGCGUUGCAUUGAUAGUAUUCAACCUUUGGGUAAAAACCGAGGCGCACAACGUUGUCAAGGAUUAUGGUUGGUACUGGGGCGAUGUAUUUUUCCAGCGCGGCGCGCUUGUGUUUGACGGCGUUUUCGAAUUGGCUCCUCACCCAAUGUACUCCGUUGGUUAUGCUGGAUACUACGGUCUUUCCUUGAUGGUCGGGAGCUAUGCUGUCCUUUAUGUCAGCUUGGCAGCCCAUGCAGCUCAAUUCGCAUUCCUGGUCUUUUUCGAGAACCCUCACAUCGAACGGAUGUAUGGCAAACGCAAGCCUAUCGCACUGCGUAAGCCUCUAUUUGUAUCUGAAGGCAAGAAGACUCGCGCACAGAAAGUGAACGAUCCCUUCCCACUCCCAUCAUCUGUCGAGGACAAUGCAGACCAGUUGUCCACGCCUACUGCCACUGAAGGAGAGAGUGCCACAGAUACUGAGCUUGAGACGGAGUGCGAAGGCGAGAUUACCCCGAAAGACAAGAAACGCGAACCGGGCAUCCGCAACCCCAUAAUUUUGGAGAGUACUAUCUCUCAACAUGAUUUGCAUCACAAGUAUUUCAGGCGAGACGUGGUCGUUCUUCACAACAUUGAUCUACUCCGUUCUUCAGAUGCCAUGCUUGUGUUGCUAUUGGUCUAUGUCAUUCUAGGAUCGUCCCUGCCCACACUAUCGUAUCAUGCAACACUCACGUUACACUUCGCACACGCUUGCGCUUGGUGCAUCUUCCAUAGCUUUGGUCUUGGUCUUCUCCUUCGUGCCCAGAGCAAAUCAAAGUUCCUCGUCCGACACUUCUUAAAGCACUACCACUAUCCGUCUGGUGAUCAUGGUGAUGGUGCAGUACAGGAAGCGUUUACCAACUGGAAGUCUUUGUACAAUAUUAGCUUGUGCAUGUCAUAUACUUCACUGACGAUUUUGGCGUGGAAAUCGUAUACAGCGCCCGUUGCCUGGUUUGAGGGCGACGCCCUUCUCUGUCAUACGUUAGGAGCACUUCUGAUCGCGCUCCAUGGGUGGGCGGCUAUGGAGUCCUUCGAAGUAUUGGGUGUUUUCGGUUGGUUCUACGGUGACUUUUUCAUGGAGGACUUCCCAGCGCAUCUGGAGUACACUGGUAUCUUCCGGUAUCUUAAUAACCCUGAACUUAUGAGUGGUGCCUCCUUCCUGGGCCUUGCCCUAAUCAGUGGCAGCAAGCUUGUUGGUGUCCUUGCAGUUGUUAGGUUUGUGUCCCACUGGUGGUUCCUCCAGAUCGUUGAAAACCCGCACAUGCGGAAAUUAUACGGCGACAGUCUCCGCAAGGAUGCUGGCUUUGUCAAAGUUAUCAAAAGUGUCGCUAGCAAGAAUGCUCGGCUUUUAGAGUCGCGCGCGGGUCGGCAUGCACCCGAGAUCAGGAGGGUUGCGAAAGAAGUCAAAGGCACUUUCGACAAGGUUUUUGAAGAAACUGCUGAUGUAGUAGAAGAGUUCCUCGCGAAAUCGAAGCCCAAGAUAUCGGAAGUGAUGCAGGAGACAAAGGUUCUUCUCCAACAGUCACGGGAGAGACUGGUUAUCACCCGCGUCGCCCAUGACCUGUCAUCGUAUGACACGGCGAAAUUCAAGAUCUCGAUUGCCCCUAGUCAGUCUGGCGACAAGCGCUUCCAUUUAGGCGAGACUAUAAAGGUCAACUGGCAAGCUCCUGUCAGGCACUCCCGUCGUGACUGGAUUGGAUUAUACAGAGUCGGUGCCAACAAGUCUACAUUGGUAACGAAGACGUCGUCUUUUGGGAUGUGGGUUCCCGUUCACGACGAAGAAUGGAAUGAGGAUGUACCUCUCGAUGACACUAGUCGCCUCACCACUCGGGGAAAGGAGCCAGAGCUUGGUUCCGUCUCUUUUGAAAGUUCCACGCUGCCAUGGACCGUUGGUCUAUACGAGGUCCGUUACCAUCACGAUGGCAAGUAUAAUGUGUUAAGUCUUGACGGCCCGUGUGAGGUGUACGUGAGUAAACCGAUGUCGCUCGAUCUCACCUCCGUUCGGGAGUGCUUGGCUCGCAUUGUACCUCUCUGCCUAGACUCUGAUCCCGAUCUAAUCCCCCUCUCUUGCGGGGGCAUCCAGGAACCUGCCGACGCAGGCUCUGCAGCAGCUCGUGAUGCGGACGAUUUCAGCUUCUGGUCUGAGCGGCAAGCCAAACGUAUAUGUAACGCCAUCGAGCAGGCAUUCGAGGUUGAAUAUGCGCCGGAAGUGGUGAUGGGCGAUGCUAAUUUGACUGCGCUUGCCAAUCGGAUAUUGGUCUCAAAGCAAAUGCUGGUUCUGUAGCUCUUGAUUCAUGACAUUUUCUCAUUUUAUACCAAUCUCGCAAUCUCUUUCAUGGAGUACAUUACGAUUAUGCAUACCAGUUUGUCUUUCGUUACGUAACGACCGGUUUCUUGAUGACUGGACUGAGUACUGAUCAACGACUGAUUGCUACCUUUGCCAACCCUCCUCACCCUUUCCACCAAUUCUGUCAGAAACCCCCGCUGUCCUUAGCUUGUAUUGCCAUGGCAAGGAAGACGGAUUAUUAUCUCUCCCAGUGUGCUAGUGCUGCUAGCAAGUCAUCCAUGACAUACCAUCUCGGCGCAGUACUCGUAAAGGGGGGCAAAGUCAUAUCCA
Suillus paluster is the source of this 3400-nucleotide messenger RNA. RefSeq names its product phospholipid methyltransferase-domain-containing protein. The transcript has 19 exons. Gene Ontology annotation, molecular function: phosphatidylethanolamine N-methyltransferase activity. The coding region runs from base 116 to 3067 and encodes 983 amino acids. Gene Ontology annotation, biological process: phosphatidylcholine biosynthetic process. The record is from RefSeq and is a predicted model, not a curated record. Lineage: Eukaryota; Fungi; Basidiomycota; Agaricomycetes; Boletales; Suillaceae.